Molecule: messenger RNA, 711 nt
Organism: Panicum virgatum (switchgrass)
Lineage: Eukaryota; Viridiplantae; Streptophyta; Magnoliopsida; Poales; Poaceae
Product: ervatamin-C-like
Exons: 2
Coding region: 1-711 (236 amino acids)
Cellular component (GO): lysosome
Molecular function (GO): cysteine-type endopeptidase activity
Source: RefSeq, a predicted model, not a curated record
AUGGCCAUGGUCGUCGUCAUGGCGCUAGCGCCGGCAGCCAGCGCCAUGGAGUUCAGCCAGUCUGAGAAGGCUACCUUGGCUCUCUACGAGCGGUGGUCCGUGCGCUACUCCGUGGCGCGCGAGGCCAGCGACACGGCACGCCGGUUGGCCAUCUUCACCGACAGCGCGCGACGCGUCCUCAAUGAGUCUUCCAGCUACAUCGCCAUCAACGUCUUCGAUCCGGCGGGGGAGGACCGUGCUCUCUCCUACGUGACAGGAAACGGCGGUAUGGCGCCGGAGUCUGCCUAUCCCUACGAGGGACGGCAGGGUCCGUGCCAGAAGGUCGUCGGGCCACUCAUCCCGAUCGACGGCUACACUGGAGUGCCACCAUACUCUGAGUUGGAACUCAGAGCAGCGGUGGCACGGCAACCGGUCGUGGUUUCGGUGGAAUCCAGCGGGAUGGAAUUCAAGCAGUACCCGGGAGGGAUCUUCGAUGGACCUUGUGGGAGCGCCAUCAGUCAUCAGAUGACGACGGUGGGCUACGGCACCACCGAGACCGGCGAGGCCUUUUGGCUACUGAAGAACUCGUGGGGUGCAAGCUUGGGAGAGGAUGGCUUCAUGAGGAUGGCGCGAGAGGUGGGCAGCGAAGGCGAUGGACUCUGCGGCAUCCACAUGCAUGCGUUCUACCCAACGUGGAACUUGCAAGAGGAUUGUAAUAAAAUUUCGGUCUAG